Molecule: messenger RNA, 3015 nt
Organism: Thunnus maccoyii (southern bluefin tuna)
Lineage: Eukaryota; Metazoa; Chordata; Actinopteri; Scombriformes; Scombridae
Gene: rasef2
Product: ras and EF-hand domain-containing protein
Exons: 17
Coding region: 399-2336 (645 amino acids)
Molecular function (GO): GTPase activity; calcium ion binding; GTP binding
Source: RefSeq, a predicted model, not a curated record
AACAAAGAGUAGUGUGUCUGAUAAAACUCUCACAUGCACCACACACACCUUAAUGGUAAAUAGAGCCAAGCGCUUGCACAUCUGUCGCUUUUCUAUUGUAUUACAGCUCAACUGCACGCAUGGAUGACAUCUAACUCGGGAUGAAACCAAAUAAUUAGAAAGUUAGGCUCCUGCAACGGUAACUGGUGGAUCCAGGUAGGAAGUGACACAUUGGGUCCAUUGAUUCGGAUGAUACCCGCCUACACUGAGACCUGGACCAAUCACUGGCUCUUAAGUACCUCCGUGGGACCUUAAUUGAGACUAAACAGACCUUUUUCGGUACGUGGGAGAAGCGGGGUUACAUUUUAACUGUGCGCCAACAUUUUUAAAUGCUUUGAAUGUGCUUUUAAACGCAAACUAUGGACCGACCCAGCCUUCGGAGACUAUUCUCUGCUUGUGAUGUGGACAAGUCCGGUAAGAUUGAGUACGAGGACUUCAUGGUUGUCUGCCGGGAGCUCAACGUCCCCGAAACCGAGAUCAAAACUCUGUUUCACAAGUUCGACGUGGACGACGACGGAUACAUCGACUACAGCAAGUUUUCGUCCAGGUUCCAGGAGGUUUCACAGUCUAUGGACCUGGCGGCUUUUGGCGCUGGGUCGUCUCAAAACCAAGACUGUCCGUGGGAAGAGUUUGUGGGCAGGUUAGAUGCGGAGUCUCUCUUCUCUGAAAGUCUCAGGGAGCAGCUGGCCGAUCUUUACCAGACCAUUCACUCCUCUGCAAACAUGACUGUGCUGCAGCAGUAUGAGGAAAUCAUCCGCUCUCUGAUCAGUCAAAGUCUGGACAACAGACGAGAAUGUGAACAGCUGGAGACAAGCUUGAAGCGAACUGAGGAGAUGAACAACAGUCAGCUGGCAGAACUGGAGGACGAUAUACAGCAGCAAAUUGCCAGAACAGAGGAGAGAGCGAGAGCUGAGGAGCGCAAGAAAAUGGAGGGGAUUAUGUCUACCAUGCAGAGGAAGCAUGAGAAUGAGGUAGCAGACCUGCAUGCUACUGUGGACAGACUGUUAAAGAGCCAAGAGGACUCUGAAUUCAACCAUUCAAGGGAGGAGUUAGUCAGACUGAACAAACAAACCAGUGAUCUCUCACAGGAAAACGAGCAGCUGCGCGCCUCUUUGCUGCAAGCCCAGACAAACAUCGCCAUCCUGCACUCAGAGCUGGACAAGCUGAAAAACAUGUAUUCAGAUCAGAAAGCUCAACAUGAAAGAGAAAAAGAGGAUUUGAAGGGGAUGGUGAUGGAAUACCAGUCUUACUCCAGUCAGAUCCAGAUUCUCCAGGAAAUGAACAAAAAGCUGUAUGACAGUAACGACGGGCUGCGCUCUGAGUUGGCCAGUGAAGUGGUUGCAGCUAAAAGGAGGCUGUCUCCCCAAAAUGAAAUCCCAGCUCGCAGGAUGAAACCCUUCCGACAAAGCACACUCAAGCACGGCAGGUACCUGGACAGUGGAGUGUCCCUGCAGAUGGACACAGCCGAGAACUCAGGCAGCGAUUACGACAGCGAUGACAGUAGAGGCUCAGUGGAAACGGUUCACUACAGUUACUCGUAUGUCGCGUCUGAUGUUGAGAUAUCAGAAGUCAAAUCUGAGGCUGCAGUGUCAGUGGCUCCUAGCAAAGCAAGUUCCGUUGCAUCGUCCAUACGAAGACGUUUGUCUGCCUUUUCCAUGAAGCCAUUAGAAGCCGACAUAGAAGAAACGGAAGAACCCGCUCCGAUGUACCGCCUCGUUUUAGCUGGAGACGCAGGAGCAGGAAAAUCCAGCUUCCUGCUGAGACUGACGCUCAACGAGUUUAGAGGAGACAUUCAGACAACUCUGGGAGUGGAUUUCCAAAUGAAGAGGAUGCUAGUAGACGGAGAGAAGACGAGCCUGCAGAUAUGGGACACCGCUGGGCAGGAGAGGUUCCGCAGUAUUGCCAGGUCUUAUUUCCGUAAAGCUCACGGAGUCCUGUUACUCUAUGAUGUUACUUCAGAAAGCAGCUUCCUUAACGUCAGAGCAUGGGUGGAUCAGAUUCAGGAUUCAGCGGAGGAGAAAAUCCCCAUGUGUGUUAUUGGAAACAAGGUGGACCUCCGAGAGCAGCUUCCAGAGGGAAGCUGUGUGAGUAGUUUGCAUGGAGAGAAGUUGGCCAAGGCAUACGGUGCCUUGUUCUGCGAGACGAGUGCCAAAGAGGGAACCAACGUCGUCGAGGCUGUGCUUCAUCUAGCGAGAGAAGUAAAGAAAAAUGUCAAACUGAGGCGGCAGUCAGAUUCUGAGGUUAGACUGAGUCAAUCCAACCCGAAGAAGACUCUAAACAGCUGCUGCGGACUGUAGACACUGAUGCACGAAGAUAUGACACUUUUACAGAGCAAUGAAGGACAACAAAGUGAUUUUUAUUUUAUGAUGAAGGACAUUACAUUUGCAAAAACAUUGUCUUACAUGUUUUAAGCUUUGAAAUAUUUAACCCCCAAGCCUUGAAUAUAUUUUCAUAUAUCUCUGAUCAAAAUGAAGGUUUCUAUUGCUGGGAAAUUGCACAAUGUACAAAUAUCAAUGCGUUUAAUGCAGUCAUGCUUAUACUCUUACAUUUUAUAUUUAUUUGGUAGUAAAUGUAAUUUUAUUAAAUAAAUAAAUAAGGCAAAUUGAUGCCUCAAUUCCAGUUAAAUAACAUUUAAUGAAAAACUGAUGGGUUUGAGUUAAUGUAUGUUUUUUUUAAAUGGAGGUCAGACCUGUGACAGAGGAGCAGAAAGGGAAAAAAAAGCAUAUUUUUGAAACAUUUUAUUAAGCAUCAGUGUAAGCAAUAUUACAUUGCAGUUUCAAUACCUCCACUUAUUGAGCACUGAUCAAAUCUUUCAGAGUGUUAUUCAUUUCCUUAAGUUACUCUUUGUAGUUUGGUUUCAGGUUCACUUAUUUUUUUUAUUUGAGUAUCUGUGAUACCAGAAGAUUUUUCCAGGACCCAUUUUUUAUGACAAAAAGAAUGUGAUCCUUUUCCAAAUAAAACACCAAACAGACUCCA